This is a messenger RNA of Equus caballus (horse), 4798 nucleotides long. RefSeq names its product AKNA domain containing 1 (gene AKNAD1). NCBI's taxonomy places the organism in Eukaryota, Metazoa, Chordata, Mammalia, Perissodactyla, Equidae. The record is from RefSeq and is a predicted model, not a curated record.
UGGGUGGGGACUGCGUCGUGUCAGGCUGAGGGGGACCUUCGGUGACUCGGUCCUCUGGGAUCUGCCCUCCACCACCAAAUUGAAGUUUCUCUCCUGUCCUCUUAUUUCUUCUUCAGACAGGGAAGGGUGGAGCGAUAAAUACCGUCCAGAAAGAGUUCUUCAGAGGGGCUCUUGCCCGGACCCCUUGAAAAGACGGGAGCCCCAAACCGGUGACCCCCGCCCUUAAGGCUGGGUCCCGGCGUAGAGAAGGAGGGUCCCCAGCGGCGUGUGCGGGGUGUGUAAGAAAGCGGGCUCUGUGCAGGGAACAGAGAGCCCCGUGUGAAGUCCGAACAAGGCAGCCUCAGUUCUCGGCGCUGUCACAACUCUGGCGUUUCCAGCUGUUAAAAAAGCAAACUUCUGUUGACUGCAGAAUCGCUGGUUCCCAGGAAAACCGGGGAGCUGUUUGACUCAGUUUCAGGCAGCUACAUUCCAAAUACACUUGGAAGAAUAAGUCUUAUUUCCAUUCACUUUCUCUCCAUAUCAAGUCAACCAGAAAAAUAAGUUUCAGCUGUCCUCAAAAAUUCCAAGGCUAUAGUCUCUCUGGGCUGAAGAAUCUGAUGAGUUCUAUUAGAGUGUUUCUCAAAUAGGUAUUUCUCCGCUGAAAUGAAAUUUAAGUGUUUCUACGGGCUUAAGGAUAUGUGAAAGAAAACCUCGGUUUCAGUCUCUCUCUGAAUGAUGGCCACAACCCGUGAUCCACGCAGCACUUCUAUUGGGAACGUGUUACGGCAAAUUGGUUAAAAUAGCUUUGGCAUCCAACUAGACCUGGAUUUUGAGUCCAUCUCUGCCACUUACUGUCUAAUUGACGUUGAACCAGUUACUGAUCCUCUUUAGACUUAGUUUCCUCAACUGUAAAAUACAGAUAAUAAACCCUCUUCUAAUAAGGGCGGUUGUGAUGCUUCAGUGAGGUCAAUAUUGAGUGGUUAACAUAGCGCCUGACUGCUCGAUAAAUGGUACCUAUUAGCGUUAUUAUCAACGACUACCUUGAGUAUCAGGUUCUUACAAACAAAAACUGAAUUAGCUGGCUGUAUUAUUUCAGGGGUAGAUAUUAUCAUUCUUUCUUAAUCAUAAAUUCUUUUUUGGGUGUUCAUAUGAAAGCCACAAAGGAAGUACAACAUAUCAAAUUCAACAUGUCCAAAAUGAAUCAUUAUUUCCUCCCUGCAAAUCUUCUCUUGCAGUCACUUUCUAUCAUUGACAUUAAUCUCCAUCUUCCCAAUUACUCAAGUUAAAUUAUCUUUUAAAAGGCAAAAAUCAGAUAUGUCAUUCUACUUGAAAAUCUUCCGUGACUUCUCAUUUGAUUUAAAAUAAAACCUAAAUUCCUUACCAUGGCUGUCAGAGCCCUAAGUCAUCUUGCCCUGCCCACCUCUCUACUUUCCUUUAUUUCUCUCCUGCUGGCUCACUUCCCUCCAAGUACACAAGACACUCCUCCGGUCUUGGAUUAGACCAAGCCUCAGGGCCUUCUCCCUGGCAGUUCCCUCUGCUUAGAUUUUUUUCCCCAAGCUCUUUAAAUAGCUGGCUUCUUUUCAUCCUCCAGCUUUCAGCUUAUUCAUUACAGUAUUCAGCAAGUAUUUAUUAAGUUUCUGCUAUGUGUCAGAAACUGAUCUGGGUGCUGGGAAUAUAGUGGCGAGCAAGACAGAACACACCCCCGGCUGUCAUGAAGUUCAAUAAAAAUAAAUGACAAGGAAAAUAUCAGGUUGUGAUAGGUACCAUGCAGAGAACUCAAAGGAGGAUGAUGUGAGAGUGGGUGACUGAAUGACUGCUUUAGACUGAGGGUCAAGGUAAGAAAGCCCUCUCUGAGAAAAUGGUAUCAAUCUGAGAUUUGCAUUACAAGAAAGAGCCAGCCUUCAAGCAAAGCUCAGGGAAGAGCGCAGUAGGCAAAGGAAACAACUAACGCAAAGUCCUGUGAGGACAAGCUUUGUGGGUUUGAGAAACUGGAAGAAGGCCACUGUGGCUUAAGCAAAGUGAGGGAGAGAAAAAGUACAAGAUGAAGUCAUACCAGAUCACGUGGGCCUCUGUAAGCCAGGGUAAUGAGUUUAGGCCUUAUUUUCUGAAUGUUGUAGUAGCCAGUGGAACAUUUUAAACAUAGGACUAACUUCAUCUGAUUUAUAUUUUUUAAAAGAGCCCUCUGAAACAGAUCCAGAAUUUGAGAUAUUCUACAAGAAGUCUAGGCCGGACUCUUCAUAAAUGUCGUUGUCAUGAAAAACAAAGCAAAAAAGCUGACUUCCAACUAUUAAAAAAAAGAAACAUGAUUUGGAAUUAAAGGAUUGCUCCUCUGUAUUACAAGGCCCUUCGACCAGUUCACUCCGUGAUGUCCAGAGACCCCAAGAAGGAGAAUGGGACACACAAUGAAGACAAUCCAUGAAAACCAGAAGAUCUACUCUUACAAUUGAGAACAUCAAGACCAGGCUGCAAAGGACAAAGGAGGUCAGGCUGCACAUACAUGGAUGAAGCCGAUUUCUCAGAAGAUACAACUUCUAAGCAACAGGAGGAUUUGCCUUAUGAUGGAGAUUUCUCCCAAGUUAAGAUAUACAGUGAUUGCAAUUUUACCUCAAAAAAUGACGUCCUUGAUGUCUCAAAUCAAAUUACUUUAGCGAUAGAUGACCCUCAAGAAAAGACUCCACAUAAGGAGACUUGCAGGAACGAAGACAUGGCCAUGUCUCUGGAUAAAAUGACUGAAGAUGCUGUCAACAAAAACUGUGAUGAAGAGAAACAAUGCACCGUAAAUCUUCAUAUUCCAGCUGAUAAAAGACACCCUGCAAAGUCAAACAUUUCUGAUAUUUUACUUCAUCAUCUUUCUAAAGAGGAAUUCUUAAAAGGUCAAGGCAUUAAUUGUGAAACUCUCCCAGAGAUCUCUAAUGCUGACAGUUUUGAUGAAACUAUUAGUAAAAACAUUAUUUUGCAGUAUGUUAAGCAUUCUUGGCCAAAAGAACAAACCCCAGAACUCACUGACCAACUCAACCCCAAAGCGGAUGAUGAAAACAGCAAUAAGCCCACUUGUUCUCCAACCACGACAGAAGGAAACAGCUCUGAUGUAGAAGAGCUGUCUGGAGACAGCAGCCAGCAAGAAAAGUCAAAUUUUCCAACUAAAAUCGAGAGUCCAAGUGAUAAACAAAAAAGUUGCCAAGGGCAGACACCCCAGAAACAGCAGACUGAAAAAGCAAGUUCAGGCAAUGGGUUUAAACAUGGCCAAGAUCAAGUUCAUUGCCUGCUCUCUGAUUUCUCUAAGGUUGCUCCCAAAGUAAAAAUCCCUAAAAGUAGCAUAAUUGAGGAACCAAUUACAAUAGAUAAACAAGCCAACUUUUCUCCUAACUGGAGAUAUAAGUCAGCUAUUAUGCAAGAUAUUUUAGAAAACAUGUCUAGGUCAAAUUGUGUUGAAAUACAAGAGCCGAAAAUGAAGACUACUGAACCAUCGGAACAGAUAGAGAUGGAACCCACAAUACGUAUCCACCAAGAACAUCUCACAGGACUAAAACCUGAGACAAGUCUCUUUAAGUUGUCAUCAGCUUCUCAGAAAGACCCUUCCUCAAGUUCUUGUAUAUUUCAAAAGCUAUCCCAAGGGAAACAGAUGUGUCAGAAGUUAAAAGAACAGACUGAUCAACUGAAGACUAAAAUACAAGAAUUUUCCAAAAGCAUAGCACAGGACUCUUCCUAUCGUUUUCAAGACAAGAGGCUGGUCCUGGAGAAGCUGCAGGGACGUCUUGAACUGCUGGAGCAGGAAUUUCUGGCCAAGAAGGAGAAGCAUCUGAGUUUGAAGCAGCAAGUCCACAAGCACGAACCCCCAGCUGUUGGUGACUUUGAUCCAGAAAGAAAAGUGGAAGGUGAAAUCUUCAAGUUGGAGAUGCUACUUGAAGAUGUUAAAGAGAAAAUUGAUAAAGGCAAAUGCACUUCAGCUCUCUCUCUUCCUGUGAGCUCUCCAAUCAUCCUGGAUGAGUUGGCAUCCACAUCCUCUCCAUCUUUAAAUGAGGAGGACCCCGGCACCGCCUCAGGAGGGCAGGAACGUGCAGAGAGAACCAGUCCAAGCUGUGCCUUCUGCCUCCGGGUCCUUGAAUGGAAGCAAAAAAUGGAGAAAGAAGGCCACAGAAGAAUCAACUGUGGAAGGUUUCCCAAUGCCAUUCAAGACAAGGCACGGCCCGCAGAUUCCAUUCUCUGUUAUGAUACGGUACACAGCUGCUAUUCCUGCUAUUCUACUUUGGGCACUGGACUGCAGAAUAACAAACGUGAGGACUGCGGCUCUAAGACUCGUAACUCCAGAAAAGUCUGCGGUAAAGAACCAGCUAAAGAAUUUCAUUAUAGAUACAACAUCCCAGGACAGAACUACUUGAAUUGUAGCGAAAGAAGAGCCUGUGUCCCGCUCUGCUUUUUAAAUGAAAAUAAAAAUUCUUCACCUUCUCAUUCAAAACCAAACUGGAUCUGUUCCCAGAGAGCGAAUUCAAAAUCUUCUCAAGAUGAACGCGAGCCCAUACCAGGAAAAAAAGAUCUUAAGGCUUUCAUGACCUACAGUUCAGACCCUGCUACACCUCUGCCCCAUUUCCACUCCUGCAGGAUUUCUGGCAGCACAUCCUUAAGCAACUUUAGCAGUACAGAAGACAUGGAAGCUGAGAUUUUAAACUCAUCUUUGGAUCACGCCCUAAGGACGGCAACCACUUUGAAACAAACUACUGAUCAAAUGAUUAGGACCAUAGCAGAAGAUCUUGCCAAAAUACAGAGAUGGAGGAAUCAACUGAAAUAUUAGUUUGACGUAAGGAUUAAAAAAAAAAAGCAA